Messenger RNA from Rattus rattus (black rat), 601 nucleotides. RefSeq names its product phosphotriesterase related (gene Pter). The record is from RefSeq and is a predicted model, not a curated record. The transcript has 2 exons. NCBI's taxonomy places the organism in Eukaryota, Metazoa, Chordata, Mammalia, Rodentia, Muridae. Gene Ontology annotation, biological process: catabolic process. The coding region runs from base 23 to 601 and encodes 192 amino acids. Gene Ontology annotation, molecular function: zinc ion binding; hydrolase activity, acting on ester bonds.
AAUCCCUGAGAUACUAUCAGGAAUGUCUUCCUUAAGUGGGAAAGUACAAACAGUUCUGGGCCUCGUAGAACCCAGCCAACUGGGACGCACCCUGACCCAUGAGCAUCUGACGAUGGCCUUUGACAGUUUUUAUUGCCCACCUCCUCCAUGCCAGGAAGCUGCCUCCAGGGAACCUAUCAUGAUGAAAAAUUUAUUUUGGAUUCAGAAAAAUCCUUACUCCCAUCAAGAGAAUCUUCAGUUGAAUCAGGAGGUAGAAGCCGUAAGAGAAGAACUGUUGUAUUUCAAGGCUAAGGGCGGAGGAGCCGUGGUGGAGAACACGACCACGGGACUCAGCAGGGAUGUGCGUACGCUGAAGUGGCUGUCAGAACAGACUGGAGUCCACAUCAUAGCUGGUGCUGGGUUUUACGUAGACGCAACUCACUCUGCAGCAACCAGAGCCAUGUCGGUGGAGCAGUGGCAUGAGAAUGCGGACUCGUGUCGUCCCAGAUCACCGGUUCUACAGAUAGAUAGGACGAAACCUAGAGCAGAGACCAUGUCAGAUGAGACUAUUCUGAAAAGGAGACAGCAGUUGGCAUCCUUUGUGUUCUCUAGUAAUGACUAG